AUGGAUGAUGCCACAUUAGGUCAAGUGCUGCCUCUGCUUAAGUUCAUUGAAAGGAGCCUUGAACGGAUGGCCAGCCGAAAAGGGGCAGCGGGUACUGCACAACAUGCUGCCAGCCUGCUAACUGCAUUGCACAGCAACAGGCAUCUGAGCAGCAUCAAGGAAGACAUUGUGUACUGGGCUGCAAGCUUCUUAGAUCCAAGGUUCAGGAACACAUUUGGCAACUACACUGAAGACCAGGCCGCUUCAAAACUGGAAAGGACUCAGGAGCACCUUAUUCGCCAGAUUGAGGAGACCAUGGAUGCUAAAGAUGACUGCAUCACAAAAGAAACCUCGUCGCAAAUGUCAGCGCAACCGUGCAGUACAUCGGUUCAAACAGUGACCCCACCUCCAGCUGGAGAAUUCAGCCUGUGGUUUUCCAGCUCGGACGAGAUGGGACUGACCCAGUCACAAGUGGGGUCAGGACAUGCGCCAUCCCAGCCAUCCUUAGCUGCAAAGGUUGAGCUGGACGCAUAUGCUCAGGACAGAGAAGCUGACAGCUAUGGAGUGCAGAGUGACCCAUUGCAAUAUUGGGCAACAAAGAAAAACCGGUGGCCUUCUCUUUUCGUAACUGUAGUCAAGCACCUGGCAUGCCCCCCAACCAGUGUUUACUCUGAGCAGGCAUUCAGUGCAGCAGGCAUGAUUGUAACCGAGAAAAGGAACCGUCUAAGCACGAAAAAUGUUAACAUGGUGGCGUUCAUUCGGAUGAACAGGGCUUGGAUCGACAAGACAGCAUCCCCAACCACUUCAAUGCUAGAGCGAGGUCUGGUCAGCUCAGAAUCAGAUGACGAGGACGAAGAGCCACUUCUUAAGAGAGUUCACUUUGAAGAUACUUAG
Messenger RNA from Ixodes scapularis (black-legged tick), 873 nucleotides. Its product is annotated as zinc finger BED domain-containing protein 4-like. The record is from RefSeq and is a predicted model, not a curated record. The coding region runs from base 1 to 873 and encodes 290 amino acids. The transcript has a single exon. Lineage: Eukaryota; Metazoa; Arthropoda; Arachnida; Ixodida; Ixodidae. Gene Ontology annotation, molecular function: protein dimerization activity.